Molecule: messenger RNA, 1620 nt
Organism: Talaromyces rugulosus
Lineage: Eukaryota; Fungi; Ascomycota; Eurotiomycetes; Eurotiales; Trichocomaceae
Exons: 7
Coding region: 1-1620 (539 amino acids)
Source: RefSeq, a predicted model, not a curated record
AUGAGUUCUCAAGCACAGAACCCAUCCCUGGUGACUACCGCGCUCUUGACCGUUGCGAUUGUCUUCCCCAUUCUGGCUACCCUCGCUGUCGCUCUUCGUGUCUGGUCCACUCUUUCCAAGAACAAGCGCCUCUUCCUGGAUGACUAUAUACUUAUUCUAGCCCUGAUCUUCGCUUGGGGUGUUCCCAUUGAUAUCUAUGUGGCCGCUGGGCGUGGCGGUGUUAAUUACAGCACCAGGUCCCAACUUGAAGCGUCGUCUAUCUUUCUCCAGGCACAGCUCCUUGCUGGAGACCCUAUCUCGGCGGCCUACGAUCCAUUGUCCGUAAAUCCGCUUCGUUACAACUAUACCGCCUUCGGCAUAGCAUUUUCUGGAAUGAGCAUGUGCUUCGAUGUGAUUGUGCUAUGCUUCCCCCUUCCUAUAAUCUAUCGGCUCAUGAUGUCUACUCGGCGAAAGCUGCAAGUAGCGGGCAUUUUCUGGUUGGGUAUUUUUUGCUGCAUCGCCUCCGUCCUCCGCUUUUAUUAUGUCUACAAAGAGGCAUACGAAUCUACUUCUUCAACCGGGGCCAACCGCUACGUAGCUGUGACGCCCAGCGUUACUUGGGCAACCAUUGAGCCCAGCACCAGCGUUAUCGCCGCUUGCCUACCUACUUACGGCCACUUAAUCGGCGCGAGCCGGGGGUUUUCUACCAGCUUUCGAAGUUUUUGGAGCCGUUUGUCCCUGAAAAGUAUCGGCGGCGGUGAUGAAGAUCGCUCCUCCAUUGUUCAUACCUCGAAUCAACGAAGUAGCGGGAACCGCCGGCAGUGGGAGAGACUUGGCAAAAUCGACAAUAAUAAUGAAGACAUAGAAAUGGCAGGCACCACUUUCGAAGAUGAUCAUAUCCCGUUGGCAAAGGAUGCGCAGUCUAUGAAUAUUCACACACGACAGAGCUUUAUGCAGCUGGAAUCAUACGGGGAAAGCUCGGCAGAUGAUCACGUCCCAAACCCUCCCAAGGUUCUCAUCAUUUUUGAGGAACUGGAUCUGCCAUACGAAAGCGCAUACGUUGAACUGGACGAGUUCAAAAAGCCGCCUCUCACCGAUGCAAACCCUAAUGGAAGAAUUCCAGUCAUCAUCGACCCCAACACGAACAUAACGCUCUGGGAAUCUGGUGCAAUUAUUCAGUACCUCAUCGACACCUACGACAAAGACCAAAAACUCACUUACACCACUUUUCCAGAAAAGUACCACUUGAUCCAGUGGUCUUUCUUCCAGGCUUCGGGUCAGGGGCCUUACUUUGGACAAGCUGCGUGGUUCAAUAUCUUCCACGAGAAGACUUAUGGAGAAUCCCCGGAAUCUGCCAAAGUGCGCUAUGGUUCGGAGGUGAAGAGAGUUGCGGGUGUCUUGAAUACCGCUCUUAGCGAUAAAGAGUGGCUAGUCGGAGACAAAUGCACGUAUGCAGACCUGGCAUUUGUAACGUGGAAUCUCCAGAUCCCCUUCUUCAUGGGUAGUCGGACAGGCGAACAUGCCUGGCGACCAGAGGAGUUUCCACAUUUUGAUCGUUGGCAGAAUGCCAUGCUAGCACGGCCGUCUGUGGCGAAAGUGGUCUCUCUGAUGAAUGAAAAAGAGGUGAAGAAGAGCGCGUAG